This is a messenger RNA of Chaetomium strumarium, 633 nucleotides long. RefSeq lists its product as uncharacterized. NCBI's taxonomy places the organism in Eukaryota, Fungi, Ascomycota, Sordariomycetes, Sordariales, Chaetomiaceae. Bases 1 to 633 code for a protein of 210 amino acids. The record is from RefSeq and is a predicted model, not a curated record. The transcript has 3 exons.
AUGACUACCAUAGCCAUGGAAGGCUACUUGUCAGCGCCGGGUAGCACCAUCGUCUGGAGGAACGGUAAGGUCAAGAAAGACAUUGUCUCCGCGCAGCUCAAAUGGCUCAAGGCUGCCCUGGACAGGAAGGGCAACUCGGUGAGCGCAACAGACCGUCAUCCGCUCGUUGCGCGCACUAAAGCAGGGCAGCUACCCCGCCAAACAUGGGAGCCGUCCCCGUCCUUCUACACGUUCGCCGAGAUCUACUUCGCGGCCGAGUAUUUCGGCAUCCAGUCGCUGAAGAGCAGCAUGGUCAAGAGCGUGGAGGACCUGACGCGGCACGUGCUGUCGCUGUCCGAGGGCGACGGCAGCAGCAGCGCUUGUUUCCACUGCGCGCACUGCCCCUACUACCGGGGCGAUGAAGACGAGGAAGCGGACGACGCCGAGCUGGAGAGGGAGGCGCACCUGGCCUCGUUCCUGGACGCCGUCGUGUGCGUCGAGAAGCACAAGUGGAGCGCCAAGAUCCAGAAGGCCGUGUACGAUGCCGGCGACAGGAUGAAGCACCGCCUCGUGAAGCUGCCGGCCUGGCGCGAGUUUGUGGAGAAGUACCCCGGUGGGAAGAACUUUGCGCGCGCGAUCGGGGUGCGGCUGUGA